This is a messenger RNA of Trichoplax adhaerens, 1215 nucleotides long. RefSeq lists its product as uncharacterized. The coding region runs from base 1 to 1215 and encodes 404 amino acids. NCBI's taxonomy places the organism in Eukaryota, Metazoa, Placozoa, Uniplacotomia, Trichoplacea, Trichoplacidae. The record is from RefSeq and is a predicted model, not a curated record. The transcript has 10 exons.
AUGGAAACGAAGGAGGAAAUGAACAUGGAUCAAAUGAAGAGUAAAGCUGUUGAUCGUGCUGACAAUUUACUUUGUCGUGCAAAGGAAUUUCGACAUGUUCAAGGAGCUAAUAAAUUAAUUAAGAAAAUACUAGCCGAAUUGAAUUUUUUACAAUCGACUCAGAUAGAAGAUUUACAGAAGAAAACCAAUAACCUCAAAAGUAAUAAUUUGAAUUAUUUUAGUGCUAUGGUCAACACUAUCUCUUCAUGCCAUAAUUUGGUUGGCAUAUUUAAAUCCUUUUCCUACUUAUCAAGCCAACCCAAUCAAAGUAGAAAGAUACUCAUGGUUGAUGUUGUUUGCGAUGACGGUUUAACUUGGAUAAAAGUUAUUUCUAGAAAUCCAUUGGCGUUACAUCGAUUGUUUCAAGGCGAAGGACGAUAUGGCGAAAAACAUAUUAUGCACCAAGCUAAUGAAUACCUAAUGGCUCAUGAACAACAUCCAUGCAACUUUAGUAAACCUUCUUUAGUAUUUUCUUUUAGUAAUGGAUUGUCUGAAGCAAUUGCAGAUGAACUAAAAGCUGCCGAAAUUAAAGUUAUUGGACAAAUAAUUCCAAACGAUUACUUUGAUCAUGACGGCCUUUCUGAUUACAAAGAAUUGCCCUUGCUCAAUGAUAUUAAAUGCGAUAUCCCUGCUCCUAAUAUGCCAGCAUGCACUAAGGCAUUUUUCGAUAUUACUACUCUCUUCGCUUAUGUAGCUGAAGUUACUAAUGGCGAUUGCCAUCGCGAGUUUAAGGAUCCGAUAUUGCAAGCACAAGCCAUUGAUGAGAAGGAAUGUCCAGUUUUACCACAAAUCAACGAAUAUAUUGAAGGUAAAGAACUUUAUACUUGCAAAGCAGCAGUAGAAGAUUUUCGUUCCAUACUUAUGACUGUCGGUAGUAUUAGAGAGCGUGAAAGGAGCAAAGAUUUAUUAGAAAAGCUUACUGUAGUAGAUGAUGACCCUAGUGCAAGGGUUUUACAGCUAAAGACUAGCUCAAAAGUUAAAUUACGAUCAAUUAUUGUAUUCGGAACUAGCGAUAAACUCAAAGCAACAAUAAUUACGGCAAAUGUGGCUUUUCUUCGAUCAGCUGCAAAUCAGGGCGUAGAAUUUUCCGCAUUUGUUCAUCAAUCACGAUUUUUAACUGGUAUUCGGCAAUCGCUGCCAGAUGAAGAAUACGCUAACUUGAUUCAUUCCAAGUAG